Messenger RNA from Lithohypha guttulata, 1365 nucleotides. RefSeq lists its product as uncharacterized. The transcript is spliced from 3 exons. Gene Ontology annotation, molecular function: translation elongation factor activity; ribosome binding; RNA binding. The record is from RefSeq and is a predicted model, not a curated record. Gene Ontology annotation, biological process: translational elongation; positive regulation of translational elongation. NCBI's taxonomy places the organism in Eukaryota, Fungi, Ascomycota, Eurotiomycetes, Chaetothyriales, Trichomeriaceae. Bases 1 to 1365 code for a protein of 454 amino acids.
AUGACUCACACGUCCCUUUCGUUUAUUUGGUGUUUGGGUGGAGAAAAUGGCCAACCUCCUAAGCCUCUGUCUCCAUCCUCUGUUGGCAACCUGGACUUCGACGCCCGCGUCCCUAUCCCGAUCAGUGUCUUCCCGUCAACGUACCGGAGUGACGCUACUUCCGUAGAAACUACCACCGAGACUAGGGUAGAAGGGGAAGUCAACCAAGGGGCCAACACCCAGCGCGUCGGACGGGAAGAUACUCGAUUCCACCGCAAAGAAGAGACCGUCUACGCAGGAAGAGGCCCAGAAGAACACCCAGCAGUUACUGACGAAUUUCGUGUCGUUGAAGAACAGCGUGUUUCUGACCAGCAAUACCCCAGCCGAUUCCAAGAACGACAGUAUUCUGACCGACAGUUUGAACAAACUGGUCGAUUUGCUGAAGUAGAUCUUUCGAGAGAAAGAUACCAAGAGCCUGCAGAUUACAAGCAGACCAAGCAAGUCAACGUCGACGUUACCACAAGCCGACCACCAGCAACCCACGACUACACUCGAGAGCGAGAGUUUGUUCGUGAGCGACCACUCCCGGAAACUCAAAUCGACAUCACUGAGCGCGAAUAUCGCCGUCGUACUCAACCGAACUACGAUAUCGAAUACGAGCGUCGCCGACCAGUUCGAGACGACACAGUUUACCAGAAAGAGACAGUAAGAGAAGUCAAAGUCGACAAAGAACCAAAAACCAAGAUGGGCUACUACGACGACCACGGUGAAUACCACAGCUUCCGACGAGGUGUCGAGCGUGCUGCUGACAGAGUCUUCCACCCAUUCUCUGGUGGUAGCCACCACGACCAUGCUGUUCAGCAGGAUAGUGGCACGACACGAGUCAGAGAGGGUGUCACCGAGACUGUCAGAUACGUGCAGCCACGAGGUGGUGUUCCAGGCAACACUGUCACCAUUCCAUGCCACUUCAUCCGCAUUGGUGACCUUUUGAUCCUCCAGGGCCGACCUUGCCAAGUUAUCCGCAUCUCGCAGUCUGGUCAGACUGGCCAAUACAGAUACCUAGGUGUUGAUUUGUUCACUCGAGGUCUUCACGAGGAGUCAUCAUUCUGCAGCAACCCAGAGCCAUCUGUCGUCGUCCAGAGCAUGCUUGGCCCUGUUUUCAAGCAAUACAGAAUCCUUGACAUGAGAGAUGACGGUGCUAUUGUCUGCAUGACUGAGACUGGUGAUGUCAAGCAGGGCCUACCUGUCGUUGAUCAGGGUGGUCUGUUUGGCAAGAUUGGUCGUGCCUUUGACGAUGGUCGUGGUAGCGUCAGAGCUCUUGUUAUCAACGAUGGUGGCCGUGAGCUCAUUGUCGACUACAAGGUCAUCCACGGCUCUAGACUCUAG